Messenger RNA from Tetrahymena thermophila SB210, 2526 nucleotides. RefSeq lists its product as hypothetical. NCBI's taxonomy places the organism in Eukaryota, Ciliophora, Oligohymenophorea, Hymenostomatida, Tetrahymenidae. The transcript is spliced from 5 exons. The record is from RefSeq and is a predicted model, not a curated record.
AAAAACAAAUUCAAUAAAAAACAAAAACAAUAUAAAUAAAAAAAGCUAAUUUUAGUCAAAUAAAUGUCCAAAAAUUUCUCAUAAAUAGGUUAAAAGAUUUUGAAUCCUUCUAUGAAAGCACCAAAUAUAAACCAAAAAAUUUUAAUGGAUUUUGUUCAUAGUCCUAGAAGAAAAAAAAGUAAAAUUAGAUCUCCUAUAUGUCUGAAUCAGUACAAAACACCUCCUAACAAUAAUGAAGCUCAAACAAAAUACUCGCCAAGUAGUAUGGUGAACGAACUCACUGAUAAGAAAAGUAAUUUGAGCUCUUAAACGUACAAAAACGACUAAAAAGCUAUCACUAAAUAUAGUCCUAUGAUAAUAGAAAAAUCCGAACAAGAGCAAAGCAGCCAGAAAAAAAAGAAAUCAAAUAACGGGAUUAUGUAGAACUUAAUAUAAAAUAAUUUAGAAGAGCAAUAUGAUUAAUGUAGUAAAGUCUCUGAUAAUAUAUUUGGCGUUUAAUAAAUUAGCAGGAUUGAUCAAAAGUAGCAGUUUAUGAAUUAUCCGAAAAAUACGCAGGCUGCUUACUAAACUCCAACUUAGAAUUAUACGAAUAAAUCAAAACAUACUUCGAAAGGAAAAUCAUCAUAAAAAAUUAAUAGUGAAGAAAAUUUCUACAUUCUGUCUGAUGAAAGGGUAAGUGCUUUUUUGAGUAAAAACUAAAAUAAUUUUUUAUACUCACCUUUUUAUUGCUCGAAUUAAACUUUAUACGAUUAGCCUAUUUAAUACAGUAUACUUAAGCUUCAGAGUGACUCUAAUAAAUUUAUGAAUGCCUAAUCUUAGCUGCAAAACUAAAACAUAAGUAUAUCGAAUUUUAAUAAGCAGAAGGUUUAAAAAUUUAUUUUCAACAAUAACCAAACUUCUAACGAAUCUUAUCAACAAGAUCCUGUUUAAAUGUACAAAAAUAAAUAAUUCGAAUAAAAAACUAGCUUAUGCUCAGAUAAUUUAUAAUAUGCUGGAUUGAACCUCUAGUAAAUAAACCAAGAAGGAUAAAUGAAGUUAAGUGAUUCCUUAAAAUAAAAUAAAAAUAUUAACAAUUGCAUUGAAAACAAUUAAACAAAUCUGCUUACACACCAUCCAAUCAAAAAAAAUUUUACUGUAAAAUAGGGAACUAACUAAUUCAAUGAAGAUUUGUUAAAAGAUAAGUUUUAAUUUAACUAAGAAAAUACUUAUUUCAAAGACUUGACCAAAAUAGAAAGAAAAUAAUCUGGAGAAUCCAUAGAAAUAGAAAACUAAAAUGUAGCUGAGAGAUUGUUUUAAAAGUUUGAGAAUGUUAAAAUGUAAGGAAAUGAAAAAGCUGAAAUUAUGUAGAACUAAAACGAUUUUAUAAAAAAUAGACUUGAAAAGCAACAUCAAUUUAGUAGGGAUGAUUACUUUUAGAGGCUGAUAGAUGAGCUUGAAGAAAUUCAAAGUAAUUAGUAAGACUUAGUGAAUUUAAUAAAUUAAAGUACAUCCUAAAUUGAUAACAUCAACAGUUAAAUUUAUUAAGAUCUUAAUUAAAGCUUUGAAAGUUAUAUUUCAGACUAAGAGUCUAAAGAAAAAAAAAGAACAACUUAUAGUAAAUAUCAUCAUCAUCAUCAUAAUAAUAAUAAUGGAUAUAUUAUAAAUUAAUUUUGUGAAAAUGUGAACAACAUUACAGAAAUAAAAUCAAAAUUCUCAAUUUAAUCAACGAACUUGCCUUAAAAUUCUCUUUAAAAUAAUUUAAUAGGGAUUAAUACCUAAUUGGCUGAAAUUUAAAAUAAAUAGUAAAUAUAAGAAAAUGCUAUUUAUUAGUUUUUUAAGUAAAUAUAAAAACAUAGUGAUGACUCUUCAGGGUUUAUUGAAUAAUAAUAGUUCUCUCCUUCUUAAGGUGUAACUUAAAAAUUGGAAUAAAUUUAAAAGAAGUAGUUUUAAUGCAAAUUCUGUAGUAAAACUUUUAAUAAAUCUUGUUCAUUAGGAGGACAUAUUAGCAGAGUUCAUAAAGGUAAAUCAGAUCAAUAUAAAGAAAAAUAAAAAAUUAGGGAAAAGAGAUAAAUGGAGAGAUAAAGAAAAACUUACUUCAAAUAAAAAGGUCAACUAAGCUUAGCUGAAGAAAACUCUAUGCAUAGCAUACAAAGUUUAGAGAAUAAAAAAAGUAGAAAGAACAUCAAGGUGACUGAAAAAAAGUACACUGAUUCUACUUAGAUGGAGGAAGAAAGCUAAGCAUAAGAAAUUAAUAAAUAAAAUUCUAACAGUAGAAAGGAUUAAAUCAACGACAGUAUUUAUUUUCUAGAAGAAGAUGAUUUUGAGGAAAAUAAUUUAAAUUAAUUUCAUGAUUAAAAUUUUGGUUAAUUUGCAGAGGACUAAGAUGAUGAAGAUGAAUAAAUAGUUGAAGAUCAAUCUAAAAUAAUUACAAAAAAGAUUUGCAAAGAUAAAAAGAAAAAAUUUGUUGUGCCUAUUAAUAAGAAAUGCAGUAAUGAUGGUAGAGAAAAUAAAGUUUUAUAUCAUAGCAAAUAAAAUUAAGAAUAUUGA